Colletes gigas is the source of this 1836-nucleotide messenger RNA. It is a transcript of the gene eIF4H1, whose product is annotated as eukaryotic translation initiation factor 4H-like. NCBI's taxonomy places the organism in Eukaryota, Metazoa, Arthropoda, Insecta, Hymenoptera, Colletidae. The coding region runs from base 62 to 793 and encodes 243 amino acids. The record is from RefSeq and is a predicted model, not a curated record. The transcript has 6 exons. Gene Ontology annotation, molecular function: RNA binding.
CCAUCUUGAACAUAGUAACUCGCUCGACCCGCGCGGUCCCAGUCAGUCUCGUGCAUCCAAUAUGGCUAGUCGAGGUGGUUAUGAAGAUUCAAGAGAUUAUGGAGGUGGAUAUCGCAGUAGUGGUAGAAAACCAUUGCCAACCGAACCACCUUUCACUGCAUAUGUGGGAAAUUUGCCAAAUGGAGUUGUUCAAGGAGAUGUUGAUAAAAUCUUUGAUAAACUUAAUGUUAAAGGAAUCAGAUUGGUUAAAGAUAAGGAAACUGAUAGAUUUAAGGGUUUCUGUUAUGUUGAAUUUGAAGAUUUGGCAAACUUGGAGGCCGCAUUGGAAAUGGAUGGGGCAGUAGAAGUAGAUAAAAGUCUCAUUAAAAUAGAUGUAGCAGAGGGAAAAAGAAAUGAUCGAGGAAGUGGUUUUGACAGAAGAGGUCGUGGUGGUGGGGGCGGCUAUAGGGGAAGAGAUGGUGCCCGAGGUGGAUACAAUGACGAUUAUGGAGGUUACAGCGAUAGAGGUCAAUAUGGUGGUGGCGGAAGUCGAGACUGGCAGCGUAACCCAGCACCUAGAAUGUACGGUGCUAAUAGACCACCAUCCCGUAGACCUGGACCUGAACGAAAACCAUUUCACGAUGAAUCGUAUGCUACAAACCCACCUCCAGCUGACACAAGCGGAAGGAAACGUUUGGUGUUAACACCAAGAACAGUUCAAGCUCCUGUAAAUGCAAUUGCUGAAUCAAGUAAAUCAAGUUCAAUAUACGGUGGUGCAAAACCUCGAGAGGAGAAAAAAACUAAUGAGAAGUAAAACUAUUAUCAUGAUUAAUAGUUUCUGAUUCCCUAAAUUGCAGGGAAAGGAACUUUCCCAACAAAAAAUUUGGAAACCAUACGAGAUUCCUUAGUCUCCUCAAAUACGGUGGAAAGAAUCUCUUUAAAAAUGAAAAGAAAUUACAAUAAUUUUUAUUUGCCCCUAAGGGGGAGUCUUCCCCGAAAAUACAUAAAGACAAAAGUUGAUUUAAUGAGAUUCUUAAGUUCCACGCAUUUGGCACUUUUAAUUAGGAAUAAAAUUUUCUUGUCUAAUGCCCUCUCUAUUUACAUUAACUUCCUAGUUAAAAAAAUGUAAUAGUAACGUGAGAAUUUAAAGUAAAAAAAACUGUGCACAAUGCAUGCUUUAAUAGUAAUGGCGUAUGUAUAUGCAUACAUACAUACAUCUAUGUAUGUGUAUAUAUAUAUUUACAAAUCAUAAUUGUGAGAUGACACGGAAAAUACAUUUUAAUGUUCAUGUCAAUCUCAUGUUUUGUUUUUUAUCGAUCUGUAAUAAUAUUGAGGGUAUGUGUACAAAUUAUUAAAAAUAUGUACUGUCAUUGCACGUGUAUUUGAUCCUGUGCAAGCCGAAUCUUUUGAAGCUGUACUCUAGAAUAAUCCCCAUUUUAACGAGUACAAAACAUUGUCCCUGUUAUCAUUUCCUUCCUUAUAAUUUUUAUGUUUCACUUAAAUAUUGAUCAUUGUAUGUGCUUGUUAAAAUGAUUCGUGAAUGAUUGUUUAAUAGGUAAAAUCGCAUUUGAUUAACAGUAUUAAACAAUUGUUUACAUGCUCAUAAGAUAAUAACAAACCAUUACGAGAAGUAAAAAUAUUUGAGUGAUUGAAAAAUUUAAACAUUACCGAAUGGUAUGAAGAUAAUGUGUCGAUCACUAUGCAUUAAUAUUAUGUAAUGAAUUAAUUAACUAUCAUAGUAAUAAAUGUCGAUCAUUUGAAAGAAGUAUCAAUGUUUAUGAGAUAAUAAAUAAAGAAAAACUCGAAAUAAUGACAAAUAUUAUGUAAAACUAUGCUUGUAUAUGAUAUUAUUUCCUG